CCUAAUCCCUUCUUCUCGCUCACCGAAGACUGUUCCGCAGCGCCGACGCCGCAGCACAAAGAAGGAGAAGCACCAGAGGAAGGAGCUGAAACGGUGAAACAAUGGCGACGGGAAGAACGGUGAAGGAUGUAUCUCCACACGAGUUUGUCAAGUCCUACGCCGCGCAUCUCAAGCGAUCCGGCAAGAUUGAGCUGCCGCCAUGGACAGACAUUGUCAAGACCGGAACCCUGAAGGAACUUGCUCCAUACGAUCCUGACUGGUACUACAUCAGAGCCGCAUCAAUGGCGAGGAAAAUCUACCUGAGGGGCGGACUCGGAGUCGGUGCCUUCCGUAGGAUCUAUGGAGGAAGCAAGAGGAACGGAAGCCGACCACCCCACUUUGGCAAGAGCAGCGGUGCCAUUGCCCGUCACAUUCUUCAGCAGUUGCAGGCUAUGCAGAUCGUAGACCUCGACACCAAGGGCGGGAGGAGAAUCACAUCGAAUGGGCAGAGGGAUCUUGACCAAGUUGCGGGAAGGAUCACGGUUGCUCUCUAAGUGAGUAAGAAUGGAAAACGUGGGAAAAGAAACAAACGUUAUGGUUGUGAUAGUUUUGGAAUUGAGUUUUCUUUAGAACCAAACCGCCAAAUUAGGGUUUCAGUGUCUUUAUGUUUUUGUCUCUUUUGCUCUCUCUCCAUAUUCUAUUGUCUCAUCGACUUCAUCUAUAUGUUAUCUUGGACUAUGCUUUUUUUUUCGUUUUAAAUUUAUUUCAUGUCGUCAAUUCGCGUGUGAGUUUUUGCCA
Messenger RNA from Tarenaya hassleriana, 777 nucleotides. RefSeq names its product 40S ribosomal protein S19-3-like. The record is from RefSeq and is a predicted model, not a curated record. Gene Ontology annotation, cellular component: ribosome; cytosolic small ribosomal subunit. Gene Ontology annotation, biological process: translation; ribosomal small subunit assembly. NCBI's taxonomy places the organism in Eukaryota, Viridiplantae, Streptophyta, Magnoliopsida, Brassicales, Cleomaceae. The transcript is spliced from 4 exons. Gene Ontology annotation, molecular function: structural constituent of ribosome; RNA binding. The coding region runs from base 102 to 533 and encodes 143 amino acids.